Molecule: messenger RNA, 1023 nt
Organism: Striga hermonthica
Lineage: Eukaryota; Viridiplantae; Streptophyta; Magnoliopsida; Lamiales; Orobanchaceae
Source: the annotation of a GenBank genome assembly
AUGGCGACAGGUGCACUAGUUGGUCGGUCUGCACACCCGGCGUUUGUUGCGGGCAGGAAAAGAGCCCACCGAUCAAAGGGGGCCACCGGAAUUCAUAUCAAGAAAAAGGAUCAGGUGCGGUUGCCCCAUGACGACGACGACGACGACGACCACGAUGAUGUUCAGAGUCUCAAGAAGAGAAGAUUAGUCGAGAAAUCAUCAGUUUCCGGUUACGGAAGCAUAGAGGACUACGAGUGUCUCGACAGGAUCAGCCAGGGCGCGUACGGCGUCGUCUGCAGAGCACGUCACAAGAUGACGAACGAAAUAGUGGCCGUCAAGAAGGAAUUUGGCGGGCUAUGCGAGUCAACGCAGACCGAAAUAAACAUCCUGAAGUCCAUUCGCCACCCGUCGGUCGUGGAGUACAAGCACUUGGCGGUGGACGAUUGGGACGAUAUUUACGUUGUGAUGGAGUACGCUGAGUAUGAUCUUCACGAGUACCUCAAGAGGACCUCCUUCACUCUGCCUCAUGUCAAGCGCCUUAUGAAGGAGCUACUUGAAGGAGUCAAUCAUCUUCAUCAGAAUCGGGUGAUGCACAGGGACCUGAAGCCCUCCAACGUCCUUGUUGACGCCAAGGGCAAGCUCAAGAUAUGCGAUUUCGGGAUGUCCCGUCAGUUUCCAAGCGCGCUGGAUCCUGUCUGCACCCCUCACGUGGGGACCCUUUGGUACAGGGCUCCCGAACUCUUUCUCGAGCCCCACACCUACUUGUCGGCUGUUGAUAUGUGGUCCGUCGGCUGCAUUAUGGCGGAGUUCUUCUUGAGGCAAGUGCUUUUCAAAGGGGACUCGGAAAUCGAGCAGCUUGGGAUUAUCGUGACCAAUCAUGGUUUGCUGCGCGAAAAGUUUGUCGCUGCCACUGUUUCGGAAGAAGGUGGGCUGUUGCUCUCGGAGAGUGGGUUUCAGCUGCUCUCGCGCCUUUUGUGUUACAGUCCACAGGAAAGGAUAACGGCUCAAGACGCGCUCAAUCACGAGUGGUUUUGCGAGCCGUAG